Messenger RNA from Syngnathus acus (greater pipefish), 5004 nucleotides. Its product is annotated as diacylglycerol kinase zeta-like. Gene Ontology annotation, molecular function: ATP-dependent diacylglycerol kinase activity; protein binding. Lineage: Eukaryota; Metazoa; Chordata; Actinopteri; Syngnathiformes; Syngnathidae. Gene Ontology annotation, cellular component: nucleus. The record is from RefSeq and is a predicted model, not a curated record. Gene Ontology annotation, biological process: lipid phosphorylation; diacylglycerol metabolic process; regulation of synaptic transmission, glutamatergic. The coding region runs from base 319 to 4362 and encodes 1347 amino acids. The transcript has 37 exons.
UCUCUCGGCCACACCUUCUCUCUCUCUCUCUCGCUCACUCUCUUUCUCUCUCGUUUGCUGAGCUUCUGGUUCCCUGUCACUAUACAGGAAGCCUUAGUGAGAGCAAAUAGGAGAGGAAGCAUGGUUGGAUAGUUUACUUCAGACUUUGCAGAGCAGCCUGUUUUCCCGGGAGGUGCACCAGUGGAUGAUCGUCUUCCUUCUUUGGAUCCUGUCGUGCCAUCUGCGCUGAUAUUUGACCUUUGAACUUAAAGCUCUCUCUCAAAGAUGACUCGAGACAAGACACUACCAUGAUUGAGUGCCUCUUGUGUUCCAAACAGCAUGGAUUUCUUCUUCCAGCGUCAUUUCCAUCGAUGGCACAAGAGACAGAAGUUUCCUUCGACUGUCUGUCAACCCGGACCUGCUGUCCUGGUCAGCAAAGCACGGAGGCGUUCAAGUAUCGGCCUCCCCUCCGUAGCGCUACUAGAGAGCAGGCGCUCCUCUAGCGGUUUGCCACUGCUUCCUUAUCAGAGGCGUCCCAGUGUUGGUGUUUUGGUGGCCAGCGGACAGAGGCGACAGUCCAUUAAAGAUGCGACUUGUACCAGCUCAAGCCAAUCAGAUGAAGAAACCGGACUCGAGAGGCCAAUUAUGAGAGAAUGGAGACCAUCUCAAUACAAACGUACUGCUCGCCGCUCUUCCGCUUCCUUCUCUGGCGGGCACCGAAGAAUGGCGGUGCGAUACUGUCACCCAUCUAAAGAAAAAUCCAUUGAACCUCAUUUGCUUGGUUCCUCCAUGUUGCUUGCGAGUGUUGUCCAGAUGGGCAGCGGUGUGAAAGAAAAAUCCUCCGUCUCACUUUGUUCCUGUGCUGGGUCCGAUGGGGUGCAAGCCGUCGGCCAGCAAGUGGGGGACCAAACAGUUAGCAGAAAAGAUGACUGGCCCAGAUCUCGAGUGCACGCAGCCCAAGCCGCUAUGAAGAAACGCAUUAAACCUCGACCUUUCCUCCGACCUCCUCGCUGUCUAAGACGGAACUCCUCCCAUCUCCUCCCAGCUGAGUCUGUCUAUCACAACAGCGAAUUGAUUUACGGGCUUUAUGGUCGCUAUUAUCGACGAAGAUCGAGUCGAGGUCCUCACCCUCAAAAUACAAUCUUUCAGACUUCCACCAGCAGCCUCACUCUGAAGCAAAUGGAUUCAACCGAUCUGAAGUCGGAUCCUGAGGCACUGCCUAGUGAACUCCCUGAAAGCUGCUCUUCACCUAUCAGUAGAUCAGAGGGGUUGACAUACUAUGAUCCAUAUCUGGAAACAUGGGAGAACUUCCUAUCAAAAGCAAUAGCAAAAUCCAGCCUACCCUGUCAGCCAAGUACUUCAUCUUUCAGGCAAACAGAACCAGAAGCAAUCAUCAGCAGCACUGUUGACUGGACCGAGUCUGCUCAGUGUGGGGAUCAUAUCUGGUUUGAGACGAAUGUGUCUGGGGACUACUGUUAUGUUGGAGAACAACACUGUAUUGCCAGAACACUGCAAAAGUCAGUCACCCGGAGAAAGUGUGCUGCCUGCAAGAUAGUUGCUCACACGAUCUGUAUUGAACAACUGGAGAAGAUUAAUUUCAGAUGCAAGCCAUCUUUCAGGGACUCUAGUCUCAAAAACAUUCGAGAGCCCAACAUUGUACGUCAUCACUGGGUGCAUCGAAGAAGACAAGAGGGAAAAUGUAAACAAUGUGGCAAGGGCUUCCAGCAGAAGUUUGCUUUCCACAGUAAAGAAAUUGUUGCCAUUAGCUGCUCUUGGUGCAAACAGGCGUUUCACAACAAGGUGUCCUGUUUCAUGUUACACCAAAUUGAGGAGGUUUGUCCAAUAGGAGCUCACGCUGCCCUCAUAGUUCCGCCCUCGUGGAUUGUUCGAGUCCGACGUUGCCAGUGUCAGCAGUGUUGCCACACUCAAGCAGGAGAAAACUUAAAACAUGAUCAGCAGUCAGGAGCAUCAAUGAAGUCCAGUAAAAAGAAAAAAAGGACAUCAUUCAAGAGAAAAAGCAGUAAAAAAGGAGCUGAGUACUCACUGGAUGUACGGCAGUGGAAGCCCUUCAUCAUCCGGCCUAUUCCUUCCCCGUUGAUGAAACCGCUGGUGGUGUUUGUCAACCCUAAGAGUGGAGGAAAUCAGGGCACAAAAAUCCUUCAGUCCUUCAUGUGGUAUCUGAACCCAAGGCAGGUUUUUGACCUGAGCCAGGGAGGACCCAAAGAGGGAUUGGAGUUAUAUCGCAAAGUUCACAACCUGAGGAUUCUCGCCUGUGGAGGCGAUGGAACUGUGGGGUGGAUCCUGUCUUGCCUUGAUGAACUUGGGUUGAAUCCUCAACCUCCUGUUGCUGUGUUACCGCUUGGGACAGGAAAUGACCUUGCUCGGACUCUCAAUUGGGGAGGGGGUUAUACAGACGAACCCCUGUCCAAGAUCCUGUCUCAUGUUGAGGAUGGAAGUGUGGUCCAACUUGAUAGGUGGAAUCUACACGUUGAAGCCAACCACAGUGCAGGGGCUGAAGUGGAUGAACAGCAAAGUGAUAAGCUUCCCCUGGACGUGUUCAACAAUUACUUUAGCCUUGGCUUUGACGCACAUGUGACUUUAGAGUUCCAUGAGUCAAGAGAGGCCAACCCAGAGAAGUUUAACAGCCGUUUCAGGAAUAAGAUGUUCUAUGCUGGGACAGCAUUCUCGGAUUUCCUUAUGGGAAGCUCCAAAGACUUUUCGAAACACAUCCGAGUUGUGUGUGAUGGGACCGAUUUAACAUCAAAAAUUCAAGAAUUGAAGCUCCAAUGUCUGGUCUUUCUCAACAUUCCCAGGUACUGUGCUGGUACCACGCCUUGGGGAACCCCAAGUGAUCAUCACGACUUUGAACCUCAGCGCCAUGACGAUGGGUACAUUGAGGUCAUUGGAUUCACCAUGACAUCAUUGGCUACUCUUCAGGUUGGUGGUCAUGGCGAGCGGUUGAAUCAGUGUCGGGAAGUAACCCUCACCACCACAAAGGCGCUCCCUGUACAGGUGGAUGGGGAACCAUGUAGACUCGCUCCCUCCAUCAUCAACAUCAGCCUGAGAAACCAGGCCAACAUGUUCCAGAAAACCAAACGGCGCACAUCGUUGCCCCACCUCAAUGACCAACAGCCAGUCCCAGAAAGGUUGAGGCUUCGAGUCAGCAGAAUCAGCAUGAGUGACUACGACGCUCUGCACUAUGACAAGGACAAAUUGCGACAAGCGUCUAUUCCACUGGGACUAAUAGUGGUUCCCGGAGACAGCGAUUUGGAGACAUGCCGAGAACAUAUCCAGCGUUUACAAGAGGACUUCUCCUUUGUCCACUCCUCUUUAAGAUGUGUGGGACUUCAGGAGGAAGCUGUCAAGACGAAGAAUCUUUCCUCACAGCGGUUGUCACCAAAGUGGUGUUUCCUUGAUUCUACAACAGCUGACCGUUUUUACAGGAUAGACAGAGCACAGGAACAUCUCAACUAUGUGUCCGAAAUUUCCCACGAGGAACUCUUUAUCCUAGACCCGGAACUGAUUGUCACAAUGACAGUCGGCACGUCUCCAACUGCCAUGCCUGACCUGGUUCAUCCUUCUUCUAGCUUGGCUGACAACGGGGAAAACAGUUUGAAUCAGAACCCAGACGAUGUGUUUGUCUUCCCUGUGGAUUCGUGUCAUUCUCCAACCUCACCCUCUUCUUACAAGAUGAACAGUGACAGCUCUGCCUCAGCACUGAGUUCAACACCUGAGGUUCGAAAACUACGAAGGUUAGUCACCAGUUGCAUAACAUUACAUAAAUGCUGGCUCCACAGCGACGUUGUCGUUUUUUUAUACCCUUUUAUUUCAUGCUCUUACUGCUUUGUGAUUUACAGAAAAGGUUGCAUCCAGCGCUCUGUCACCACUAAUGAUGAGCUUAAGCCAGUAAUGAGACAUGAAAUGGAUCAAAGGUCAAGUGAUGCAGGUGGAGGAGAAGAAGAAAAAGAGCUGCUGAUUCAGUGUGUAAAGAGCAACAAUAUGAAGAAGCUGCAGGAGCUGCAUGAGAAAGGAUGUGACCUCACAUGUGUCGACCAAUCAGGCUGCAGCCUGCUGCACCAUGCUGUCAGUGCAGGAAGCAAAGAGAUGGUCCGUUUCAUCCUUGACAAUGCUCCAAAUGACCUUAUUGAUUUGACGGAACACAUACACGGCGAAACAGUUCUUCAUCGGGCCGCAUCACUGUGUCACAGGACCAUCUGUCAUUACUUAGUAGAAGCGGGAGCCUCACUGAUGAAAACUGACAUGCAGGGUGACACCCCAAAGAACCGGGCUGAGAAAGCUCAAGAUGCCGAGCUGGCAGCUUACCUGGAGAACCGGCAGCACUACCAAAUGAUCCAGAGGGAAGACCAAGAAACAGCCGUAUAGGCGUCUUCAGAACCAGAGUGCAAGGAGCAGCCAAGUGAGAUGUGCCAAACGUUAGCAUGAUGAGGACAAAUAAUAAACCUAUUGAUCAAGAAACAACUCAGGACAUUUCCUGUAGUCUCAGUAGAUCAUAAACAGCAUGUGAUGAGUCCAGGGUUACAGAAACAUUUGAAAUAUCGUAGACGCCGUACUUAUACUUUUACAUUCUGAGUUACCAAAAUUGACAUUCCCAUGAAGGGGUCAUUCAUGUCAAUGUGUUUUUCUGUUCGGACCCAAGUUUCCCUCCACAUGACUGACGAAGCAUAAACAAAACUAGAAGCCUUUAGCAAGUGUGUUGCUAUUCUCUUGCCUUUUUACAUCGUAAAUGUGUGCAUAGUAAAUUAUUUUAUAAGUUGCUUGCACAGCGGCUAGCCAAAUAUUCACAUACCAAAAACAAAAAAUAAGAAUCACAUUUAUUUGUUGGAAACUUAAGCAUUUGAUGUUAGCAUCUUUGACUUGCAAGAUCUUUUACUAUUAUUUAUACUUGCCAAUUACUAUAUCCUACAAGUAAGUUGAUACACUGGUUGUGAAAUACUUUGUUGUUGUGUUUUGCCACAUCUAACGUCGUUUGUGCAUGUCUUGAGGUAAUAAAACGUUUUCCAGUGG